AUGGCAUCUUCAACGAGUUCUCACGCGAGUUCCCAAAAAAAGCAAAAACAAUUGGGCAAAUAUUGCGUUGCUGGCGGUCCUGGUAAUGUGAGUUGUAAGAAUAAUUCACAAACUAUUGGAAUAUCCAUGCAUUUGUUUCCGAAGUCGAACGAAAAAUUGCGAAAUGCCUGGAUAAAGUUUGUGCAAAGACAUCGAUCUGGCUGGCAACCAUCUCCAUAUUCUGCGCUUUGCUCUGCUCAUUUUGAAGAGCGCUACUUCACACAGCGUCUCGACAUCGGUUUAGAAAUAGGAAAAGAAGCACAAACAAAGAGGUGGCUUGACAGAAACGUCGCGUAUCCAACUGUAGAUACUGCGAUACCAGUCGUUACAACUACACCCGAAAUUUCUGGCCGUGAACGCAGAAAGAUAUUGAGAGAUAUCAAGAAACCCGACGUACGGCACAAGUCGUCAUCGACAGUACAAGCGUCCGUUCAAGAGCCAAAUGACAAUGUUGGCCAAGCGCUGUCGAACGUUCCGGACAAUACUCCUUCCACGUCUAGAGUGUCAAAAGAGCUCGAGGAGUACAAAGAGCGUUUGCGCAAAAGUAAGGAACAAAAUUCACAGCUGAGAAAGAAACUCUUUGCUGAGCGUGGUGAUAAACGAGAGCUGCUCAAGGUUCUAGACACCUAUGAACUCAAUACCAAAUCCAAAAACAAUGAGAGAACAAAUGAGGGGCAGACCAAGACAGUAACGAGAAAGGAACUAGAGUAUGAUGAAGAAAUUGACAUGGAAUCAGAUGUGGAAAGUGAUUAUGGGGAACCCGACCCAGACUGGGAUGUCCUGGAACAAGUUGCCGAGGACAGUGGAGAUGAUGCUGAACAUCUGAAUUCUCAGUCAAGAAAUUUAAUAAGUUUGCCUUCAGAUAUAAAAUGCCAGGAUGAACCCAAGUUUAUUGUGUUCCACAGCAUGCUGCUAUCUAUAUUUUCUUUGUUUUGUUUUACCUGCAAAAAAGAGAACCCUAAGGUGGACAUGUAUAGAAAUGGGACCAUGGUAACUGUUGUGCAACAUUGUGAUUCUUGUGGUAUGGAAUCAUUCAAAUGGAGAAGUCAACCUUUUGUUUUUGGACGAUACCCAGCUGGAAACCUUUUGCUCUCCUUUGGAAUUCUAAUGGCUGGUGCCUCUGUUGGCAAGAUAAUUCUAGUUUUCAAACACAUGGGCCUUGCUGUCUACACAUCACGGACAUUCUUCUACCAUCAGAACAUGUUUAUCUUCCCUACCAUCCUAACACACUGGGAAUCCUAUCAAGCCAAAUUGAUCGAGUCACUUAGGAAUGUCACAGAUGCAGUUUGGUGUGGAGAUGGUCGGUUUGACUCCAUGGGACAUUCUGCUAAGUUUGGAGCUUACACAAUGUUUUGUGCAACAAUUAUGAAAAUUGUACAUUUUGAUUUGUUGCAGGCAAACCAAACUGGAAGCAGUAAUGCUAUGGAGCUGGAAGGGGCAAAGGCAUGCUUUGAUUUCCUCCUUACUAUUGCUGGAUUAACAGUCCCAGUAUUCAUCUCAGAUCGACACCGUGGGAUUACCAAGUGGAUCAGAGAAUCCCAUCCAACAAUUCAGCAUUUUUUUGACCAAUGGCACAUUGCAAAAGGCAUUGUUAAAAAAAUGCUGGCUGCAAGCAAGGAAAAAGGAUGCGAGCGAAUUGGAGAGUGGACAAAAGCUGCCAGAAACCACAUUUACUGGUGCUCAACCUCUACUGUAAAAGGCUUUGGAAGUAUGAUCCAGGCAAAGUGGAAGUCCUUUAUGCGGCAUGUGGCCAACAAACAUGAUGACCAUCCUGAUCAGCUAUUUCCCAAGUGUGCGCAUGAAGAGCUUGAAGAUGAAAGGAAAUGGAUUAAAAUUGGAACCAGAGCUCAUGACAAACUACAAGCCAUUAUCAUGAAGAAAACAAUCCUAAAAGAUGUGAAGAAGCUUUCGCCUGAUGCCCAAACAAGUUCAUUGGAGGGUUUCCACUCUACUCUCAACCAAUGGCACCCUAAAAUGAUUUGUUUUUCAUGGCUUGGGACAUAUUGCAGACAUAUUCUUGCUAUCCUCCAUUUCAAUGAAAAUACAAAACGAAAACAAAAAACAACAAAAGAUGGCAAGAACUAUGUCAGUGUGACAUAUCCAAAAUUUAAAUUUGGAGAUGAAGUUGUACGAAAUAUUCCAGUACCACCAACUUACAAUUAUGUAGAAGACAUGAAACAUUUACUAUUUGCAACAUCUGAAGAAGACCUAGACAAGAUGAUAGAGAAAUAUGAAGAACGGGUACCAAAACCAUUGAAUAGUCAGUUUCUAUGCAAAGUGCCUCGGGAUGAAGCCAUUACUAAGAAUGCUGCUCGAAAACGAAAGAUAGCUGAACUUUAUCCAUCAGGUGAAUUACAAAAUCAAGAAAUGGUAAAGGAAAAAAGAAGUAGACAGCAAUUGCAACAAAGAAGACCAAGAUGCUGCAAAAAAUGCAAACUGCCAAUGAAAGGUCAUCCCCGUUCUCACUGCCCAACACAGCAAGUAGCACCACAGUAG
Dendronephthya gigantea is the source of this 2535-nucleotide messenger RNA. RefSeq lists its product as uncharacterized. Lineage: Eukaryota; Metazoa; Cnidaria; Anthozoa; Malacalcyonacea; Nephtheidae. The record is from RefSeq and is a predicted model, not a curated record. Bases 1 to 2535 code for a protein of 844 amino acids. The transcript has 9 exons.